This is a messenger RNA of Pseudoliparis swirei, 5499 nucleotides long. It is a transcript of the gene enah, whose product is annotated as ENAH actin regulator. The record is from RefSeq and is a predicted model, not a curated record. Gene Ontology annotation, biological process: actin polymerization or depolymerization; axon guidance; actin polymerization-dependent cell motility. NCBI's taxonomy places the organism in Eukaryota, Metazoa, Chordata, Actinopteri, Perciformes, Liparidae. Gene Ontology annotation, molecular function: SH3 domain binding; profilin binding.
GGAGGGAAGGGACGGGAGACUCGCUGUUUGGUAGAGAGAGCGAGAAAACCAGAGAUUCCCUCGGUGUCGAGUGAAAGCGAGGAAGGCGAGACGGGAGAGGCUGAGGAAGGCUGCUGGGAGAGGGGAGAAUCGCUCGGCGCCGGCCGGGUCGGUACCGGCAGGAAGCGGCCGCGUGGAGACAUGCAGAUCCAGUCCUCUGGUCCACAGUGCAAAGCCUCCAGCGUCGUCCUCAGUCCGAGAUGUGUGCUGGAAUCCCAAAUGGAAAUCCACCGUGAACAGAGCAUCUGCCAGGCGCGAGCCGCCGUCAUGGUGUACGACGACGCCAACAAGAAGUGGGUCCCGGCCGGUGGCUCCACGGGCUUCAGCAGAGUCCACAUCUACCACCACACCGGCAACAACGCCUUCCGGGUCGUGGGUCGCAAGAUCCAAGACCACCAGGUGGUGAUCAACUGUGCCAUUCCCAAGGGGCUAAAGUACAACCAGGCCACGCAGACCUUCCACCAGUGGCGUGACGCCCGGCAGGUCUACGGCCUCAACUUCGGCAGCAAGGAGGACGCCAACGUAUUCGCCAGCGCCAUGAUGCACGCCCUGGAGGUGCUCAACUCGCAGGACGCAGACCCCACGGCGCCCCGACCGGACCCCCAGCUUCACAACGGCCCCACGCCAGAGGACAUGGAAGUGCAGAGAAGGCAGCUCCAGGACCUGCAGGAGCAGAAGGAGUUGGAACGGGAGCAUCAGGAGCGUCAGGAGGAGUGUCAGGAGAAGGAGCGUCAAGAGAAGGAGCGUCAAGAGAAGGAGUGUCAAGAGAAGGAGCGUCAGGAGAAGGAGCGUCAAGAGAAGGAGUGUCAGGAGAAGGAGCGUCAAGAGAAGGAGCAUCAGGAGAAGGAGCGCCAGGAGAAGGAGCGUCAAGAGAAGGAGCGUCAGGAGAAGGAGCGUCAAGAGAAGGAGCGUCAGGAGAAGGAGCGCCAGGAGAAGGAGCGUCAAGAGAAGGAGCGCCAGGAGCAAGAGCGCCUAGAGGAGCAGGAGCGUUUGGAGCGAGAGCUCCUGGAAAAGGAGGCGCAGGCGGAGCAAGCGGAGCGCCUGGAGCAGCAGGAGCAGCAGGACAGAGAGCAGCAGGACUGGGAGAGAGGGAGGCGCAUCUCCAACGCCGAAGUGGCGCAGUCCCCGGGGUUGACCGUCCUCGCCCCUCCCCCGCCUCCCCCCUUGCCACCCGGCUCCACUGUGACCUCCCCGGCCGCCACCCCGACGACCGGCCACCCUCCCGCCGCCGCCUCCCCGCUGCCCCCCACGCUGACUCUGGGCGGCACCCCCCCCCCACCACCUCCUCCUCCAGGUCCGCCGCCUCCUCCCGGUCACCCGCUCCCUCCCCCGGCGCCCCCGCUUCCCGCCGGACUGUUCUCCCCCGCCGAGGACCACCCCUUCUCGGGCCUGGCCGCCGCCCUGGCCGGGGCCAAGCUGCGCAAAGUGCCAAAGAGUGACGAUGCAGGGGCGGCGUUGGCGGCGGCCAUGUUGGGGGCCUCGGGGGCCAAAUCUGAAACCAGAGGCAACGGCCCUGCGCCUGGAGGAGGAGGGCUCAUGGAAGAGAUGAGCGCCCUACUGGCCAGGAGGAGAAGAAUCGCAGAUAAGGGCUCGUCACCUGAACCCGACCAGAGAUCGGAGGAGGGCGAGAGCAGCACGACCCCGAAAGUGUCCGCCUGUAGCACGCCAGACAUGCCCAGAAAGCCGUGGGAGCGAACAAGCACCAUGAACGGCAGCAAGUCUCCGGUUAUCGGGAGACCUAAGUCCUCCACCGCGCCCUCUGCCGCCCUCAGCGCCAACGGCGUGCCGACAGAAGCCGUGGACUACGACCGGUUGAAACAGGACAUCCUGGACGAGAUGAGGAAGGAGCUGUCGAAGCUAAAAGAAGAGCUCAUCGAUGCAAUCAGGGAGGAGCUUGGAAAGUCCAGCACGGCGUAGAGGACUCAAACCACACCCCCUCCACAGCGACCCGACGGACGACCACAGCGGAAAGAAAUAUCUAACAAUACAAAAACAAAAAAGGAGAGAGAGAGAGCGAGGACGUUAAUCGGGGAAGCGUCGGACGGGAACAACAACGGACUGGGUUGUGGUCAGGAAGCCCCGCCCUCUUCUCCUCUUCCUCCUUCUCAUCCUCCUCCCUCUGAGGGCAUCGCUUCUUGAAGGACAGUGUCUGAAAGAGAAGCAAAUGUCUUUUAUGCAAAGAUGAUUUAUUUGUCCUAUAAUAGAAAGCAACCCACACACACACACACACACACAAUACUGAACUCUUCGAUGAUACUGUAUUAACCCAUCGGCGCAUAAGUGAACGUUGAUGCUCAGAAUACCAACUCUUGUGAUCUACUAUCAAAAAGGCACGUUUUAUUAACAGAGUUUGGAAGACAGCAAGGGACUAGAAAAGAAAAAAAAGGAAGGUCUUUUUUUCCCAUAAUGCCACUCGUGUGCGAGUGCGUGCGUGUGAAUGAGUGCGUAUGGGGGACCGACAGUCUCUGGUGAAGUCCACCACUGCAGGACACUGUAAAGCUUGUCUUCCUCAAAUACUAUUUUAACCUGAAUAUGUACAAAAGAAGAGAAGACAAAAAAGUUAUUUAGAAGAAAACAUUUUAAAAAGAAGAAAAAAUAAAAUAAAAGCAUCUUAUCAACCACGUCUGUUCCGGUGUAGAUGGUCGGCCACGCGUCAUGUAGCUCAAUAGCCCCGCCUUCUUGCAACGGGAUGCUCUCUUGUCCAUCUCGUAGGAAUCGUACCCGCCAGCGGCCGCGCUCCGUCUCCCUGUAGCCUCCAGCGAGCUCCUUCUGCGAGAAGAAGCGACUUCUUCUCCCCCCGGUGGUCACAUUUAGGUACUGCGUCUGCAUGUGCCGCCUCGGCCCUUUCCCUUCACGCGGGCGACGGGUCUGCCACGAAAGUUGCGCCAGUUUUCUUACAAGCAAUAAGUGUAGCAUCUCUUUUUAAAGGCCCACCUGCCCCCGACAUUACUCUCACAAUAACUCGUCUGUCCCGUUAUUACUUUUUAGUUUUUAUUUGUGGCCCCGCGUUGGACGAUGUUCCUGCAGAUAUUGGGCGGACACGACUAGAAUAUCAGAUCUAUACACUGUCAGACAUGAUUUCAUGGGAUAUAACACCGUUUAUAAAUCACGUUUAUAUAUAAAUAAAUAUAUAUAUAUAUAUGUGUGUGUCUGUAUGUAUAUAUAUAUAUAUAUAUAUAUAUAUAUAGAGUAAAAAAAAUCCAAGUAUACCAUGACAGAUUUUUUAAGUCCUUUUAUUAUUAUUAAUUAUUAUUUGACUGCAUUUCUAAAGUUUAUGAAAGGUGAACGGGACGACUUAAAAUGGACGUAAGGAGGUGAUGAUGCCAUUUUAAUAUUUUUAGUGCUCCCCGGCGACAUGCGUUCAAAGUCCUUCCCCCAGAUGGGGGGGGGGGGCAUCGCUCCUCAGACCCACUCGCAUCUCGUUCAGCUCGGCGCCCAGUUUGUUUACCACGGGAGAAAGAAACGUACAAUCAACCUGAGAGCGGAGGGUCGCGGGGUCGACGUCUAAAUGCCUCCGAGGUCACCUGUCAAUCAAAUGAAUCCAGCGCUCACCUUCAGUAGUUCUGAUUUCAAGGUCAGGAGACUUGCAAUAGGCACUUUUUGAUUUUUAUUGUUUGUCUAAAUGGAAAACGCCCAGCCAUCAAAACCCCACCGGGCAAAUCAACCGACAGCAGGCGGCUCCGUCGCCGAAGGACUCCACUCGUCUCCUUCUCCGCUCAAUCGCCUUUUUCUUUUCUUCGUUUCAUCGUGUUUUCGUUACCAUUUGAGUUUUUUGGUGAGAUCCGAUGGAACAAGAGAAGACGCCCGACGCCUCUUUGCUCUCGACCUGGAGGUGAAGCCCGUCUGUCCGGGGAGCUGCGUGGCCUGUGCCUUGUUCCCAAGUUGCAUUUAAUAUGUCGAACAUAUAAAGAUGACGAGUAAUAAUAUCCAGGGGCCCGUCGUUAUGAUCACAUGCAGUUGUUUCUUAGUUUUCUUUCCUCUUUCUGUUGGUCCCGUUUAUUUAAAGGGAGAAUCUGAAUGAACUCGGUCCCGUUCCCCACUUAGAAAACACCUGUUGUUGUUUUUUGUGUGUUUUUUUUACAUAAAUGUGGUUUAUUUCCGUUUAUUUGUGAGGUUGCUUUUCUAACCGCUCAGAAGUACAAUCAAGCCCUCGAGACGCCCGUCAGAGAGCGACCGCCCUGCUCCACGCUGAGGAAACACUUACCCAGAAUGCAACGGUGUGCGAGGCGCCGAGUCACGCGGAGGGGUGCCAGACGUAUAUAUCGGCUGCAUUGUACCAGACUGUCCUCGUGUUAACUCCUCUUUUCUUACACGCUAACAUCUUGUUUUUGUUUGAGCAAAUUCAAUAAAAGUUGCCCAUUCUUUCAGAAUGAUGUCGUGGACCUGAGCUGCGUUUUCACUUUGAAAUGAGUCGCCGUCAAUUUACUGCAGAUGAGUUCUAUUUAUAAUCAAUAAUCUAAUCAAUAAUUCUUCCUCCAAACCAUCUCACUCUGAGUGAAUAUUGAGAAAUACUGAGAAAGCCCCCGCAGGCCCUGUGGCCCCUGCACACCUUGUGGCCCCUGCAGGCCUUGUGGCCCCUGCACACCUUGUGGCCCCUGCAGGCCGUGUGGCCCCUGCAGGCCUUGUGGCCCCUGUAGGCCCUGUGUCCCAUGCACGCCCUGUGGUCCCUGUAGGCCUUGUGGCCUCUGCAGGCCAUGAGGCCUUGUGGGCUCUUCAGGCCUUGAGGUAUUGUGGCCCCUGUAGGCCUAGAGGCCUCUGCAGGCCUCUCCUCUGCCGUUACAGCCGCCCAGCCUCUGUUUCGCAGCCCGACUACCGGAACAACAACUUGUGUGGGCGGCUGGAGGCCGACAGGAAGAGGAAGAGGAGGAAGAGGAGAGGCUGCCGUACCGUCGCUCUGAUUGGUGGAGCUCCGUGUCUCUGAGCGGCAGCUCUUCUUCUGGCGCUUCUGAGGAGGACAGAACAUUUACACUCUACGCUUCGACUUGUACUGACCUCCUGGCUUGUUUGUGUUGGAAGAGACAGUUUAAGAAACACAAACAGCAGCGGCUGCCCAGCGACGCUUUCUUGUCCUUCAUGUUUCAAACCUUUAAAAGGCGCUCAAUGCAAAACUGAGAAAGGAAACAUGUUGCCUCCUUGUGGCUCUCAACAUGGGCGAUGCCUGAGCGGGCGGCUCUCGGCUAACGACGCCGACAGAGCUGACGGUGUGAGCUCCUGGAGCUCUGGGCUCGCUCACGUGCACGAACAGACAUGAGCAAAGCACAGAGAGGGAGGAGCAGUCAGACGUUAAUGCAAUAUAUCUUUACAUGGAUAAUAUUGAUGUCAUAUUAAUACCAUAUAGAGAAACUCCUAACUGCUUUAUUUACAUUUAAAGGGUUUAUAUUACUAAUCAGAUUGGUUUGGAUUAAGGCUAUUUGACAUUUGAGAUUGUGCAAAUAAAUAAACUAACAGUUAUGUAUAUUC